Caenorhabditis auriculariae is the source of this 1580-nucleotide messenger RNA. Lineage: Eukaryota; Metazoa; Nematoda; Chromadorea; Rhabditida; Rhabditidae. The record is from the annotation of a GenBank genome assembly.
AUGACCAAGUUCGCCAAUGUCGACGUUCCACUCGAUGAUUUAAUCACAAGGACUAGAAAGACUAAGUCAAGCAUUGGUGAAUCUAUAAUAAAUAACUUCUAUUUCUUUUUUUUUUUGGUUAGGGAACAAUUCAUUUUUCUUCCAGGUAAACGCAGUGGUGGCUUCAGCAGCUCACGGGGCCGCGACUUUAACUCUCACUGGCGCGGAGGUUUGCGCAAAGGUGGGGACCGUGGAGGAUAUGUUGACCAUGAUGCCCCGGAACAGUUGCCCAGACUUGGAGGUUUCAGUGAUUUCUUUUCGCUUCUUAAUCGUAAAAUUAAGGUGGUAAUAAGACUGUUCGUGUAAACAUCUCAAAUUUGGCCCCCAGCGUGGUUUCCAAUGAUCUGGAAGAGCUUUUCGGCGAUUACGGACUGGAUACUGCCGUCGUCAACUACAACGAACACGGUUCGUUUUUGUUCCUUCUGAAUUAAAAAAAAUUUAGCACAGAGUGAUUUCACACGGUUUGUUUAUAUUUAUUGACUUUUGGAACUUAAAUCUUAUUUUUUUCUCUUUCCCUGUCUGAGAAAAAACUGUCUUACUUUCAUAAGAACACUGAAAGUUUCUAAUUACUAGAGAGGUCAGCGUGAAAAACUUCGAAAUUGAAAAUCUGUAUCACAGUUUUCAAAUGAAGAAUUACUUUAACUUUUGAAUUUAUUCACAUAAAAGAUAUAAAAUUUGUUCUACAAGGUUUUUCUGGGUGGUUCUGAUUUUUGAAUAGUAAAUAAAUUUAGGAGAAUCUCUCGGUACUGGAGACAUUGUGCUCAAAAAGAGAGACGCCGAGAAAUUGAUCAAGCAGUUCUCCGGCGUGGCUCUUGAUCAACAUGUGAGUUUUUCUUUGCAGUCAUGCAUUUUCCAUUUUGAUAAAGGUACUCAAAUUCGCUUUGGUGGAUGAAAGUCAAGGAAUUGCCUCUCGUUUGGAUUUCGGGGCAAAACGUCUUCUUCAACCAUCUCGUUUCAAAAGACCUUCACGAGGCCGUGGAGACGGUUUGAAACGAAGUAAGAAACUGUUCAUUUUGGUUGGAUUCUUUCUCUCUGUGUGAUAAUUCAAAAAUGUGAGAAACAUAUUAAUGAAUUCAGACAUCUAAAAAAAUCGCUGAUUUUUUUACUUGUAUUUUAAGAAUAAUAAAAAAAGGUGUAAACAAGUUGAUAAAAACAAAAAAAAUGCAUUUUUUUCCCCGUGUUUUUUUCUCCUUUUUUCCAUGAAUUUUCGCAGAUUAUCUCAUAAGUUUCGUAAGAAAGUAUAAUUUUGAAAGAAAGAAAUGUUUUGAAACAAAAGUUUUUCUUUUUUCCAUUUUUAAAGAGGUAACUUAAUAUAUUACGAUUUUUAUUUGUUUCAUAUUUUCAGGCGAAGAUUUUCUUCGUAGUGGCGUUCACGAAGGCAUUAUUGGAUCUCGGAAGGCAGGCGGCAAGAAGUUCAACGAAAAGUAUAUUUUUCACUUUUUCGAUGAGACUUUUGACACAAUCCCUUCAGAAAGUCGAAAAAAAGCGAAGCAGAGCUCGACGCAGAACUCGAAGCCUACAUGUCAAAGCGCAAGGCUUAA